Molecule: messenger RNA, 309 nt
Organism: Ophidiomyces ophidiicola
Lineage: Eukaryota; Fungi; Ascomycota; Eurotiomycetes; Onygenales; Onygenaceae
Gene: NHP6
Product: Non-histone chromosomal protein 6
Exons: 4
Coding region: 1-309 (102 amino acids)
Source: RefSeq, a predicted model, not a curated record
AUGCCUAAGGAAAAGUCCACCCGUCAGACCAAGGGUCGCCGUGUUGAGAAGAAGAAGAAGGAUCCCAACGCCCCCAAGCGUGGACUUUCUGCCUACAUGUUUUUUGCCAACGAGCAGCGCGAGAAUGUGCGCGAAGAAAACCCUGGCAUUACGUUCGGCCAGGUUGGCAAGCUCCUCGGUGAGCGCUGGAAGGCAUUGAGCGACAAGCAGCGCGCUCCCUAUGAGGAGAAAGCUGCUGCCGACAAGAAGCGCUAUGAAGACGAGAAGGCCAGCUACAAUGCCCAAGAGGAGGAAGAGGAAUCCACCUAG